This is a messenger RNA of Ornithodoros turicata, 899 nucleotides long. RefSeq lists its product as uncharacterized. The transcript is spliced from 4 exons. Lineage: Eukaryota; Metazoa; Arthropoda; Arachnida; Ixodida; Argasidae. The coding region runs from base 63 to 899 and encodes 278 amino acids. The record is from RefSeq and is a predicted model, not a curated record.
GCUUGACCGUCCCGCCCAUAGGCUCCGGGCGCUCAAGUUUGCCCGACGACACCAGCGCCAGCAUGAGCCCAAGCGGGCGCGCGCGCAAGCUGUGGGCCGUACGGGUUGUUUGGCGUGGUUGCUUGCCACGUGCGGAAGGGAUGUUGCCGCUCGGAAAAAGACACGUUGAGGAGUCUUCGCCAGCAAGAAAUAGUUCUAAACGGACUCGGAAAACAGGAACGCGAUAUUGUUGCGUCGUUGGCUGUCACAACAGCGAGGAAAACGUGAAAGGCAGGGUGCCAGCCAUCUCGUUUUAUCGCUUCCCCGGAAGGCCUUGGGAAACCGAACGACGGAAGGCAUGGAUUGCAGCUGUUCGGCGCAAAAACGCUGAUGGAUCUGACUGGACGCCCAAUUCCUCGUCAAGGAUUUGCGGCGCCCAUUUCGUGGGCAAUUGCAAAAGCGACAUUCAGAUGGACCCCUCCUAUGUGCCCACAAUUUUCCCUCCCGUCUAUCGGAAAAGGGCGCCUGAUGGGGAAAGACACAAGAGGUGGCAGCGGAGGUCGCAAGCUGGAGCAGUUUCCAGUCCUUCCACCCCUGAAUGCAUGCCCGUGACAGAUAAUGAUGAGAAUGCUUCAAACACAAUGACUGCUGAUGACUCAGAGGAUGUGGCAGACUCUGACAUCGCAGAUUCUGGGCUCCAUGUGCUGGCAGAGGCGGCAGGUGAUGCAGAACCUGCUAAGGUGAAGGUGGUUGAUCAGGGCACACAAACAGAGUGCGACAGCAAUCAUGGACAACUUCAGCUUUUCCUGUCAACUACUGAUGGCCGGACUGGAUGUACACAAGUAACACAUCCCACACAGUUGAACAAGGUGAGUUCUGGCAAAGUGCUGACUAGGGAAUGCAAGUAUCCUUCACCAUAA